UAACUGUAUUCUGUUUUUUAAAUGUAGCGCUUGCUGCGUCCUGCUUCAUACUUUACAAUCACAUGGAAAGCUGCAUAAACUCGCUCGCUGCAAUGUGUGACAGAUGUGGAUUCUGAUGGGCGUUGUUGUAUCAAAUGCUGAUAUUCGUUUGAAUAUUCAGCAGAACCUCCCUCUGGCGUUAUUAUUAUUAUUAUUAUUAAAGCAUUGUCUGUUUCAGUGGUUAUAGAUGCCUGCAGAAAUGAAAGUGCUACUUCUGAAAGAGCCACGAGAGAGUGGAGAUGAAGCAGACCCUUAUAUGAAGGAAUUGGCCUCUUGUGGACACACGGCUGCUUUGAUUCCGGCUCUGUCCUUCAGAUCUGUGUCUCUAAAUGAGCUCUCCGAGCGGCUCUUUGAGCCCGAGAGGUUUGGAGGUCUGAUCUUCAGCAGUCCCAGAGCCGUGGAGGCCGUGAAGAGCUGCUUAGACUCUCAGAGACACAGACACAAAUGGGACGCAGUGAAAGACAAAUGGAAUGAAAAGUCAGUUUAUGUGGUUGGCAAAGCGACAGCAUCUUUAGUUGUAGAUUUGGGUCUGAAUCCGCUGGGAGAAGAUAGUGGAACCGCAGACGCUCUCGCUCUGCUCAUCCUACAGAGAGAAAAUCUAGAGAUUCUGCCACUUUUCUUUCCCUGCGGCUCCAUCAAACGUGAAGUCCUGCCCACCGCGCUCCGAAAGAACCAUAUUCCUCUGGAGACACUGACCGUCUAUCAGACAUCUAAACAUCCUGAUCUACAGAAGAACAUCACUGACUAUUUCACUCAGCAGGGCGUCCCGGCGAGCGUGGCGUUCUUCAGCCCAUCCGGAGUGAGGUUCUGUUUGGAUUUGGUGAAAAGACUCUCCGGAUCUCAGCUGGAGCAGAUAAAGUUUGCGUCGAUUGGACCGACCACGGCAGACGCGCUGCAGUCGCACGGACUGACGGUCAGCUGCUGCGCUGAGAAACCCACAGCCAAACACCUCGCCGCCGCCAUCACACACGCCCUACACACCUGACCUCUGACCCCUGACCGCCAGAGACGAGCAGAGGACAAUUUGGGAAGCUUUUGCAAUAGAUAUUACAUAUAAAUAAUGAGCUUUUAAAUAAAUUAUUGCAUUAAUAUCUCUCUUACAUACAGAUAUCUGUAUCUGUUUUGCGGCUGUAUAUGUUUAUGCAUCAGAAUCAUCAGUGAUUUACGCUCAGUUUUGUUUGUAGGAAUCUCCGAUCUGUGUUUUAUGUUGAAUAUGAGUAACUUUCAGUGUGACGUUAUCAAUGUGAAAUGGUGGCUUGAAUGUUAUUUCUGCUGUAAUAACUGAAGGACUUUUAUUUGCAUUAUUUGGAUGGAAGAUGAA
This is a messenger RNA of Sinocyclocheilus anshuiensis, 1360 nucleotides long. It is a transcript of the gene uros, whose product is annotated as uroporphyrinogen III synthase. Gene Ontology annotation, molecular function: uroporphyrinogen-III synthase activity. Gene Ontology annotation, biological process: uroporphyrinogen III biosynthetic process. The record is from RefSeq and is a predicted model, not a curated record. The transcript has 10 exons. The coding region runs from base 227 to 1024 and encodes 265 amino acids. Lineage: Eukaryota; Metazoa; Chordata; Actinopteri; Cypriniformes; Cyprinidae. Gene Ontology annotation, cellular component: cytosol.